Messenger RNA from Cuscuta campestris, 1184 nucleotides. The record is from the annotation of a GenBank genome assembly. NCBI's taxonomy places the organism in Eukaryota, Viridiplantae, Streptophyta, Magnoliopsida, Solanales, Convolvulaceae.
AUUUUGCCAGAGGUGUGGCAGGAGUCUAAUCGUGGGCCCCUUGAUCUUGACCACGCCAGCUCCCUUGUCUGUGUCUGGUCUGUCACUGUUCAUAGCCGAGGCCGAGUAUAUGACAUAUAUUCGGAAGUUCUCCGGACGGGAGACCGGCCGGAUCGGUCCGAAGGUGACCGAGGUUGCUGAGGCCGAUCGCAUGACAUUUGCCGAGGCGAUCUUUGAUGGUCCUUCAUCUUGGUUUUGCCAAGUGGGCCUUGGCGUAGUCGGGUUGGGCCAUUUUCCUGUUGGGCUGGAUACCCCCAUUCCCGGGAGUCCCCCGCUGCCCAACUCGAGUGCUGACGAGAGGUGGGGAGUGUCCCAACUGGCAAGAUUUCACACGUGUCCCCUCGAUUCUGAGAAGUUUCCCGAAUGUCAUACAUUCAUUCGCCAUCCUCGGCCUGCGGCCACUCCCGAGCUUCAAGCACACGCGCAAAAACUGCUGGAAGAUUGUCGGCCUAAAUCGCCUCACAUGUACACGGUGUGUACGGAGCAAAACUUAGCGGAGGUGGGGAUCCUUAUCUCCCUCGAGCGCCAAUUCGAGUUGUCCGAGGCCGUGCUUGGGAGUCGCCCUAAGCAUGGGCUCGAGGAGAGUGCCCCGAGGUCGGAAGAUAUAGAGUCGGGGGACAACGAAAGGGAAGAUGGCGGGGAGGCCGGAAACGAUGAAGAACCAUGGCAGCCAUCCUGCUCCGAGGGGGUUGCUGGGGAUAUGAAUCCGGUGGAAGUCAUUCGCAAGGCCAAACUGUUGGCUCGAAACCGAGGCCGAGGAGCGGAGGUUCAACGAGGAUCUCCACCCGUGGGCGCAACUGGUUCUGUUGCCUCGGCCCGGACGCAGGAAGAGGCUCCGGCCCGGAAUCAAAGAAAGAGGAAGCUCAUCCAGGUCGAGGAUGAGGAAACCACGUCCGAGCAGGAUGUGGUUCUGACCGAGAGUCCAACGGGCAAGCGCCGAGGCUAUCCUCGAGGUGGAAAGAGUCCCACUUCCCUCAACAAGGCCGACGGGAAUGUGCAUGCUGAGGCCGAGGCUGCUUCCCUUUCCGCGACACUCAAAGAUGAGGACGAGAUUCUCUCGUCCUUGCAGGGGCUUAUGAACAGUUUCCACAAACAGGUUAGGUUCUUGAUGUCUUAACUCUCCUUACCUGUGCGAACAACUGACC